Ylistrum balloti is the source of this 2172-nucleotide messenger RNA. RefSeq names its product protocadherin Fat 1-like. Gene Ontology annotation, molecular function: cadherin binding; calcium ion binding. Lineage: Eukaryota; Metazoa; Mollusca; Bivalvia; Pectinida; Pectinidae. Gene Ontology annotation, biological process: homophilic cell-cell adhesion. The record is from RefSeq and is a predicted model, not a curated record. Gene Ontology annotation, cellular component: catenin complex; plasma membrane. The coding region runs from base 1 to 2172 and encodes 723 amino acids. The transcript is spliced from 14 exons.
AUGUCCAGUCUGUCCACUCCAUUACUGUCAGGAACGAGCGUUCAGGCUUUAACUUGUUCAGACGUAGAAAGUACCACAUGUACACUCUCUGUCAUGUCUGGGGAUGACACAAGCGCGAAAUUCAUAAUAUCCGGAAGUGAACUGCAGACGACAUCAACAGCAAUCGACUAUGACUCUAUGUCAAGUCAGAAUUUUUUGUAUACACUGGUAGUAAUAGGUGUAGACACGCCCGAUUCUCCAAGCACCGCCCAAACCGCCACAGCUACAGUUUACGUUACAGUGACAUCAAAGAACGAUAAUACUCCAUCUAUCUCCGGUCCAUCAACAGCAACGGUGUCGGAGGACAGCGCGGCAGGAACAACAGUAUGCACCAUGACCGCCUCGGACGCAGAUGAAGGCAGCGACGGUACCCUGUUCUACAGUAUUACUGGCGGUAAUACGGGUGGAGUAUUUGGAGUCUCUUCCACCGGGGGGAUUGUUCAUCUGACGGAAACACUUGAUUUCGAAACUACGGCGUCAUAUGAAUUAAUAAUCGAGGUAACAGAUGGUGGAACCAGUGCACUAACAGCGACAUCUACCGUCACAAUCACAGUGUCGGACGUAAACGAUAAUUCACCUUCCUGUUCCUCAGCCCCGUAUGUUUACUCUGUCAACGAGCAGACGUCUGCAACGCCAGUGACGGUAACAACCCUAGCGUGCACAGAUGGAGACACGGGUACUUCACUUCAAUAUGCCAUUACAUCAGGAAACUCAGAAACCUGCUUCGCCAUGGACGCUUCCACCGGCGUCUUGACAACAGCGUGUACUUUGGAUUAUGACACCGGAAGUCAGAGCUACGCUUUAGUUACCACGGUGACGGAUGGUACUUUCACAUCAACUGUGACGCUUGCUAUAAACGUAGUUCCUGUCAACGAGUUCACCCCCAGCUUCGGAUCAAGCUCCACGGUUACCAUUGCUGAAAGUACUGAUGUUGGCACAUCUAUACUAUCAUAUGCAGCGUCGGAUUCUGAUGUGUCUCCACAUAAUGUAGAAAAAUAUGAAAUCGCUUCCGUAACGAACAGUGGGUCCAACUUCUUUGCCGUCGAUAUGACGUCAGGGGAUAUCUACUUAUCUCAAGCUAUUGACUUUGAAACAACACAAACUUACGUCAUCAUAGUGGAGGCAACUGACGGUGACGACCUAACGGGGACUGGAACAGUUACAGUGAGUAUUACUGACGUAAACGACAAUACGCCAUCUUGUUCUCCAACAGCACACGUGGCCAGCGUAUCAGAGACCGCAGCUUUGAACACGGUUCUUAUUGCUGAUCUAUCCUGUUCUGAUGGAGACGCUGGUACAUCGCUUGUUUACACUGUCACUUCACAGCCAGUGUCGACACACUUCGACGUGUCCAACACCGCCGGAGUUGCCUCCCUUGUUGUUAAUGGUGCACUGGAUUACGAGACUACCAGCUAUUAUGACUUGUCCAUCAGCGUCACUGAUGGCUCUACCUCCGCAACUGUUAUCGUGGCUGUUAACAUAGGAAAUGUGAACGAGGCUGGCCCAGUUUUUAAUCCUACUACAUAUGACGUGACGUUUUCCGAGGCGACAUCUAUCGGAAGUGUUCUGGCAACCGUGACCGCUACCGACGCAGACACUGAUACUAUCACCUAUUCCUUUGUUACAUCGUACAGUGGGUUCACCAUAGAUUCCUCUAUUGGUACCAUCUCCUUGGCGACGAGUUUGGACUACGAGACCGCAACAUCGCACGUGCUUCUGGUACAUGCAGAUGAUGGUAACCUAUCAUCCACUGCUACCAUUACCAUCACUGUGACUGACGUCACUGAAACAUCGUCGACAGCUUCGUCAUCUUCGUCGUCGUCAUCAUCUACGACAUCCUCAUGCGCGUCAUCUACGAAAUCUUCUUGCGCGUCGAUCUUCGAGAGUGUAACUGGAAUAGCUGUGUUAGGUGGUGCUGGGGCGGUGGCCUUGAUAGGAAUCUCAACACUUAUAGCAGGAAUCGUGAAACUCCGCAGUGCCUCAAGUCUGGCGCCCGGGUCCGCUAAGCUGACAAAAGUUGGAAAGGUACAAGAUAAAACCCCAGAGAGACCCCAGGCAUGGACGAGUGGGAAAUCAAAAGUUGACCCUUUCACGGGUAGGCCGAUGAACACCAGAUUGCCGCCUCGCUUCUGA